Messenger RNA from Neurospora crassa OR74A, 396 nucleotides. RefSeq lists its product as hypothetical. NCBI's taxonomy places the organism in Eukaryota, Fungi, Ascomycota, Sordariomycetes, Sordariales, Sordariaceae. The record is from RefSeq and is a predicted model, not a curated record. The coding region runs from base 1 to 396 and encodes 131 amino acids. The transcript has 3 exons.
AUGGACCCACCGCUGCGACCGGUUCCGUCCCCGUAUCUGCCCGGUCUGUGUUAUUCGAGGGUCUGGCGUCCGGCAACGCAUCAGCUAUCCCCGCUGUCAUCACUCGCUCAAAUAGCAAACUCAAUAAGCAAGUUUAUGUGUGCGAUUGGCAGCCAAAGACUGUCCCCGCGGCCGCCGUUCCCAAGUGGUUUCAGCGAUAGAAAACACAUGAAACGGUCGGAGACCUCACGCAGUGUACUAGAGGCUCAGGCAGCUCAGCUAGUAGUGACCGUCGACUACGGAAUCUCGAGGGUAUUGGCCGCACAGGCUUACAGCAGUGGCACGGACGAUGGGGCCGUCACGACUAGCUUGCCAGACUUGCCCCUCCGAUGCAUCAUCACUUGGUCGAUAGUGUAA